CUUAGGAAUGUUGGUAGGCUGUUUAUCUCAAUGACAUUCUAGUUGAGUUAACUUACUAAAUUAUCAUUUUGGUAACAUUUUGUUCAUCAACAUUUUUGUGGAGUAACAUGUCUUUGAGUCAGUAGAAUUAUUGGUAUUCAUUUUAACGUGAAGGCAUGUAGCCACGAGCUUCUGGGUCCUUUACUGAACGCGGACGCACACGGACGCACGGGAACGCACGCGGACGCAAGGGGACGCACGCGAUUGCGUGUGAUAGCUGUGAUGGCGCGAUGCGGUAACCAGGCCAACCCGGUUGACGCGCUCUCCCGGUGCCUGCUCCUGCUGCUCUUCGUGCUCCACCGCGCGGCGGAGGGAUAUAACCUCGACACGCAGCACGCCAUCGGGGUCUCGGGUCCGAGCGGCUCCCGGUUCGGGUACUCGGUGCUGCUGCACCGCCACCUGCACCACACCUGGUUAGUGGUGGGGGCCCCAGAAGCCAACAGGUCGUCCAGCUCGCAGGUUCGAUCCCCGGGGGCCGUCUACAGAUGCAAGGUCUCACCUGGCCCCAGAACAGAAUGUCUCCAACUCCCCUCCGACAUGAGCAGCAGCUGUGGGAAAACCUGUGAAGCUGAAUCUGAUUAUCAGUGGCUGGGAGUCAGUCUGUCCAGGAACCAUGGAGACGGGCGAAUACUGGCUUGUGCUCACAGGUGGAAGAAUGUCUUCUAUUCUCAAAGAGAUGAGGAGAACAACAAAUUACCCAACGGAAUCUGUUAUCUCUAUGGCAACGAUCUGAGGCAAUCACAGCCUAUAAUACCCUGCUAUAGAGACUACCAGUGGAAGUUUGGGGAGGAAUACGGGGCCUGCCAGGCCGGCAUGUCCACCACACUCACCCAGGAUCUGAUGGUCAUCGGUGCUCCCGGCUCCUCCUACUGGACAGGGUCGAUCCUGGUCUACAACUCCUCCAGCAGAGUCAUGUCUGCCUACCUGGACAAUGAUUCUGGAUCCGUGAAGUUCGGGAGCUACCUUGGUUACUCUGUGGGUACAGGCCACUUCCUCCAUCCUACUUCCACAGAGGUGGUGGGGGGGGCUCCAAAAUACAGCCAGACAGGAAAGGUGUUCAUCUUCACAGUGGAUGACAACAUGCUGAGGAUCCUCACAGUGAUCUCUGGAGUUAAGCUGGGCUCUUACUUUGGGGCCAGUGUGUGUGCAGUGGAUCUCAAUGGAGACAGACUCUCAGACCUUCUGGUUGGUGCUCCCAUGACAACCAGUACCAUGGCAACAGGCGUUGCUAGGGAGGAAGGAAGAGUCCAUGUCUAUAUCAACCAGGGACAGGCUAGCAUGCUGGAGGCUAGCUUCCAGCUAGCUGGGGGACACUCGUACGCCGCUCGUUUUGGAGAGACCAUUGCUGACCUAGGGGACAUCGACCACGACGGUUACCAUGACGUGGUGGUUGGCGCCCCCCAGGAAGCAGACUUACGGGGGGCCGUCUACAUCUAUAACGGCAGGAGAGAUGGAAUCUCCCAGCAGUACUCUCAAAGGAUCUCCGGAGCUGAUGUCGGUCGUGACCUCAUGAUGUUUGGCCAAUCACUGACCUCCGGUGUGGAUAUUGAUAACAAUGGUUACCAAGAUGUUGCUGUAGGGGCGUACCUGUCGGACUCAGCAGUGGUUCUCAGGACCCGGCCCGUGGUGAGGGUGGAGGCGUCCUUGCAGCUGCCUGACAGUAUUGAUCCCAGCCUGUUAGACCAGUACCCAGCACCCCCUGCUGUCAACGUGUCUGUCUGCUUCACACUCCUGUCUGCCCACUACAAAGGACUGAUAGAUCUUAAAUACUCCCUUGUUGCUGACCUCCUCCAUAAGCACAUCCUCCCCAACAGGUUCUAUUUCCAUGGAAACCGAACCUCCAAUCAGACGACAGGGCAUGUCAGAGCCAGACAUAACCAACUCACCUGUACCAACCAUCUGGCUUACCAGAGGAGGGACACCAGGGAUGUCUUCACUAAGGUCCUCUUCCAGGUGUCCUAUGCUCUCAGUGAAUCCAGCCUUUACAGAGGAAACAGCCGCAACUACCCUCCCCUUAAACCACUCCUUCAGCACAACCUCCAUGGCAACAGCAUCACUAACCAGACUAGUUUCUUCCGUUCUUGCAUCCUAGCCAACUGCUCCACUGACCUCCAGCUAUCAGCUCAGCUCGAACAGUGGAAUGGGAGUUUUUACUCCCAGGAAAGUGGGCGGAGCUUCAUGUUGGGAAGUGGGCAUGGCCUGGUGUUGGUCGUUGGUAUUUUCAACAGAGGAGAUGACUCCUUCCUGCCAACGUUGACCGUCCACCUGCCUCCGAACAUACACUACGUCAAAGUACUGCCGACUGAGGACGGUCCCACUGGCUGUGAUGUAUCGGAAAAUGCCAACAGAACAACUGUAUAUUGUAGCAUCUCUAGCUUCUAUCUAGUUGCUCAUGCUAAGGCUGAGCUCAGGUUCCUGCUGGAUGUGAACCGGAGUACUACACCUGGUGAUGUCAUCAUCUCUAUGAACGCCAGCAGUGAUAACUAUGAGCAUGAAGACUAUCUCCAUGACAACGCAGUCAGACUGGUCCUACCUCUCAGAUAUGGAGUCGACAUCAGCAUCCACGGUUUUGUAUCGCCCACAUCCUUUGUGUUUGGGAACCGGGAGACCUCACAAGUCAAGUGUUUUUCUGAAUCCUUCAACUACACGUACAAGGUGUUGAAUGUGGGUCCCAGUAGGUCAGUAGGGACGGUGGUGGAGGUGGAUCUUCCUAAAACUGUCUCACCUCAUCGCUACAGACUGCUACAGCUGGUAGACUGGCAGGUGUCUCAGGGCUGGUGUGGUCGUGGAGAGGAGGCAUUAGGAGGGUCUUCAGCGCUGGAGGACUGUGAUGUCCCUCAGCUCUCCUUCAUCAGACACCUCUUCCUCUUCUUCUCAUCCUUUUCCUCCCGGACAAUGUUCUGUAGCCAUGGUGACCUGCUGUGUGAGCGCUUAGUGUGUAACCUAGGUUACCUGGAGCCGGGCAGCGAGGCCACCAUCGCCCUGGAGAUAGGACUGAACCCUGCAGUCCUGCAUCACAGUCCGGAUCGUCAUAGUUUGAUGCUGCUGGAAAGUUCGGCCAUCUUGACGUCUCCUAGCAACGGAGAUCAAAGCAUCUUGCUGCAGCCUCGAGCCCUGGCACGGGUGGUGCUAGAGGCUCAUUCCUCCCAGAAGCCAUCAGGCAGGGUUAAACUCUUCAUCAUCAUCAUCAGUCUGGUUCUGGGCCUACUGAUACUGGCUCUGCUCAUCUACUGCCUGUGGAAGGCAGAGUUCUUUAAGCGAGAGUUCCAGAAGGACGAGGCCAAGAGAGACAGCUGGGACUAUGUCUCCAAGAGCACCUCCUCCUCCUGACCCCCUUCUGACCUCAUCCCCCUCCUCCUGACCUCUACCUCCUCCUCCUGACCUCGUCCUCCUGACCUCAUCCUCCUCCUCCUGACCUCCUCUUCCUCCUCCUGACCCCCUCCUGACCUCCACCUCCUUCUCCUGACCUCCUCCUCCUGACCUCCUCCUGACCUCUACCUCCUGACCUCUACCUCCUCCUCCUGACCUCUACCUCCUCCUCCUGACCUCCACCUCCUCUUCCUGACCUCCACCUCCUCCUCCUGACCUCCUCCUCCUCCUGACCUCUACCUCCUCCUCCUGACCUCUACCUCCUCCUCCUGACCUCCACCUCCUCUUCCUGACCUCCACCUCCUCCUCCUGACCUCCUCCUCCUCAUGACCUCUACCUCCUCCUCCUGACCUCCUCCUCCUGACCUCCACCUCCUCUUCCUGACCUCCACCUCCUGACCUCCACCUCCUGACAUCAACCUCCUCCUCCUGACCUCUACCUCCUCCUCAUGACCUCUACCUCCUCCUCCUGACCUCCACCUCCUCCUCCUGACCUCUACCUCCUCCUCCUGACCUCCACCUCCUCCUCCUGACCUCAAUCUCCUCCUCCUGACCUCCACCUCCUCCAUCUAUUACUCAUCUCCUCCACCACCACAUCCUCACCACCUCAAGACUAGUCAACAGCGAUGCAGAACAGCCUGUUUUCUGACUGAAAUCCUUGAUGCCAUGUGAGAUGUGUGCCUUGCUGACGGGGUGUGAUUCUCAGAUUAGUCAUCUUUCAUUAUUAUUUUAUUCUGUGUUAUUCUCAGAUCUGUCUUUUAUAUUAUUAGUAAAUCAUGUGCUUAAGGUUUUUUUUUACACCAGGGCUGCGCUGCGGUGAGUUGAGGUUUAUGGCAUCUAGUGGAAAAUGGGAUAUAAUAUUCAUAAGUAGCUUUUGGUUAGUGUAGAAUCCCAUGAAAAUAAGACCAUAGAAUUUUUCAAUGUUAAUCAAAAUCACCAUCUCACUUGUAAGAUAUUACCUGUAUUUUUACAGACAAAAUAACUAAAUACAAUUUAUAAUCUUUAAGGGAGUCUUGUAGAUGUAGGUGAUGACAGGCCACUCACGGCUGAUAGGGGACAGGUGGGGGGGGGGGGGGCUGGUUGCAAGGCGCCACAUCCCCCUCCACUGCACUUUGGAAUCAUUUAAAAACAUUGAACCAUUUAAAUUGCAUUUAGCAAGAAAGCAUUUCUUUGUUUGUAUGCAUCAAGGUACAUUUCCUUCCGCAUAUUAAAUUAGAACAACCAAUCAAAUUGAGCCGGUCUGAACGCCCUCCUCCGGUCUGAAAGGAGACAGGUCCACCACCACCAAGUGCUGAAGAGUUUAGAUAUAUGUAUAUUUUUGGUUAACCAGAGAGACUUCGUCAUGUUUGUAUUUGUUAAAAUAAAUGAUUAAACAUGUCAUUAAACAAAAGUCUGUAUGUACCAACACCAGAAGGGACUUUGAGGGAGAGCCAGUACAAGGGGUCUCAGGGCCAGUGUGUUUCAGAGGCUAAAGAAUGUAACGCGGCCAAUGCUUAUUAUUUAUGUUGUGGUUGAGUCUGUAUGGGGGGGAUAAAACGUCCCAGAGGAGCGAGGACACCAGUCUCCUGAACCUCCGUGGUGUUCUCCUGACUCCCCUCAAGUAGAGGGGGUUCACUGGUCUAGUGUUUGUUUCACCUUCUCUGGCUGUGGCUGUCCUGUGGCUGUGGUCCAGCAGCAGAGCCUCAUCUCUACCGCCUGAAUGUCCUUAAGUUUCAUGUCACUUCUAUCGUUAGAAAAAAAAUAAAGUUAUUGA
Gadus macrocephalus (Pacific cod) is the source of this 5160-nucleotide messenger RNA. It is a transcript of the gene itga4, whose product is annotated as integrin alpha 4. Gene Ontology annotation, cellular component: external side of plasma membrane; integrin complex. Gene Ontology annotation, molecular function: integrin binding. The record is from RefSeq and is a predicted model, not a curated record. Gene Ontology annotation, biological process: cell-cell adhesion; integrin-mediated signaling pathway; cell adhesion mediated by integrin. Bases 262 to 3369 code for a protein of 1035 amino acids. Lineage: Eukaryota; Metazoa; Chordata; Actinopteri; Gadiformes; Gadidae. The transcript has 29 exons.